AUGGGCUGCUCUGGCUGUUCAGGAGGCUGUGGCUCCAGCUGCUGUGUGCCCGUCUGCUGCUGCAAACCCGUGUGCUGCUGUGUGCCAGCCUGCUCCUGCUCCAGCUGUGGUGGAGGUGGCAAGGGAGGCUGUGGCUCCAGCUGGGGCUGCAAGGGAGGCUGUGGCUCCAGCUGUGGGGUGCAAGGGGGAUGUGGCUCCAGCUGUGGAGGCUGCAAGGGAGGCUGUGGCUCCAGCGGUGGGGGCUGCAAGGGAGGCUGUGGCUCUGGCUGCGGGGGCUGCUGUCAGUCCAGCUGUGGCUCUGGCUGCGGGGGCUGCUGUCAGUCCAGCUGCGGCUCUGGCUGCGGGGGCUGCUGCCAGUCCAGCCGCUGCAAGCCUGUCUGCUGCUGUGUGCCAGCUUGCUGCUGCUCCAGCUGUGGUGGAGGCUCUGGUGGAGGCUGUGGGGGCUGCUGCCAGUCCAGCUGCUGCAAGCCCUGCUGCUGUCAGUCCAGCUGCUGCAAGCCCUGCUGCUGCCAGUCCAGCUGCUGCAAGCCCUGCUGCUGCCAGUCCAACUGCUGUGCCCCUGUUUGCUGCCAGUGCAAGAUCUGA
Messenger RNA from Phascolarctos cinereus (koala), 585 nucleotides. The record is from RefSeq and is a predicted model, not a curated record. Lineage: Eukaryota; Metazoa; Chordata; Mammalia; Diprotodontia; Phascolarctidae.